Molecule: messenger RNA, 1997 nt
Organism: Leptonychotes weddellii (Weddell seal)
Lineage: Eukaryota; Metazoa; Chordata; Mammalia; Carnivora; Phocidae
Source: RefSeq, a predicted model, not a curated record
GCGCCGCCUGCUCGCACGCGGGCAACCCGUUGCCUUGGCAACCGUCGCGCCGCGUCUUCCUGAGGGAGCUCAGUCAGCCCGCGGAUCCCGUCGCACGCUCCCCACUGCCCCGCGAUUUUCGCGUGGGCUUAGAGGCGGAGGGACAACAAAAAAUGGCGGAGCGGAGCCAGACGGUGCCUGAGGCAGGCAAUGAUAUGGGAAAUGACGAUGCCAUCGGAGGGAAUGUGAGCAAAUAUAUGGUGCUUCCAUCUGGAUACUGUGGACAGUCCAAGAAAGGACAUCUUAUCUUUGAUGCUUGCUUUGAAAGUGGUAACCUUGGACGGGUAGACCAGGUCUCUGAAUUUGAGUAUGACUUAUUCAUUAGGCCGGAUACCUGUAAUCCACGCUUCCGAGUCUGGUUCAACUUUACUGUUGAAAACGUGAAAGAAUCACAGAGAGUCAUUUUCAACAUUGUUAACUUCAGUAAAACCAAGAGUCUUUAUAGAGAUGGAAUGGCUCCUAUGGUGAAAUCUACAAGCAGACCCAAAUGGCAAAGGCUGCCACCUAAAAAUGUUUACUACUACCGGUGCCCGGACCAUAGGAAGAAUUAUGUGAUGUCCUUUGCAUUUUGUUUUGACCGAGAAGAAGAUAUUUACCAGUUUGCUUACUGCUACCCAUAUACAUACACACGCUUUCAGCAUUACCUUGACAGCCUGCAAAAGAGAAACAUGGAUUACUUCUUUCGGGAGCAGCUGGGUCAGAGCGUGAAAAAGCAAAAGGCAUGGGGAGAAGUGGAAAACAUGAACUUUGAUCCAGCCAUAAAGCCUCUCAUUGAUAGCCUGCUAUUCUGUACAGGCUUCAAGCCACCAAUGAUGAAGAUCCUGCCCAUUGCCCAUAUGAGAUGUGGUCUGAAAGUUAGCCAGAGGCUUGUGUUUCAUACAUCCUACAGAAGAUAUAUAAGGCCUCUGGUCAUUUCCAUAGUACCUCCUAAGGGAGUAUAAUUAUGAUGUAUAUCCUUAGGCUUUGGCAAGACAAAGAAUUCUCACAAUACCAAUAAAACAAGAACCAGUGCUCUCUGUUACCAUUUUAUACUUUGAAUACCUAUCUCUCUUAUGAUCAACAGAAGAAUUAAUAGAAAUAUCUUCAGGCGGUACAUCCAAAUGUCUUUCUUUUGAUCUGACCACAUAAAAAGGCAGAUGUGUGUCUGUGCACGUGUGUGUGCAUACGUGUGAGUGUUUAGAAUUCAAUUGUCUAGCUAACUUUUAAUUAUUCACUCUGUAAAAAAUAGUACUACUCCAGCUUAGGUGUAUAACCUCAAAUUGUCAGGACCUGUGUGGUACUUUAAUGAAGACUAGGAGCAAAAGUUGCCAUGUAUGAGCAGACAGCUCACCAAAUCAGACUGAAACCACUGCUACCACUACAGUGAAAUUUGCCAUCACAACCUCUCUCCCUUGAUUCCUCUGCUCCUUCCUAGGACAAAGCCACAUCAGACAAAUCACCAUUCUCCAAACAUACUUGGUAAUUGCAGACCUCUGAGUCCUUUAUAUGUAUUUCCCUUUUUCUUGAAAUAAUGCUCAUCUUUUUAACAUUUCAAACUCCUCCUCAUCCUCCAAGGUCUAGUAUAAAUGAAGCCUUCUCUGAUCCCCUACCCAAAGAAGGGAGUUACUUUAACUCCAGCCUCAUAACAUGCCUGACAUUUCCUAAAUGUUACCUGAUCUUGACAAUUCUGUAGCCCUGCUUUUCUCAGUUUGGAAUAUCUUUUUGUCUGCCUUUCAUCUCCACCUGUUCACAUCUUAAAACCUGAGAACAUUAAAGCUGAAACAACUCUUAGAGAUCAUAAUUUUUCAGAUGGGAAAAUUGAGUCUCAGAGAAGGAAAGCAACUGGUAAACUAGCAGGACAACCAAAACUAGACCACAGGUCUCAAGAAGAGUGGAAGGGCAAUGUCUUUUGAGUUAAAACAACCUGGGUUCAAACCCAGGCUCUACCAUCAACAAACUAUUUGAUUUUUUUCAUCAUC